Carassius carassius (crucian carp) is the source of this 1807-nucleotide messenger RNA. Its product is annotated as transmembrane protein 165-like. The transcript is spliced from 6 exons. The coding region runs from base 132 to 1043 and encodes 303 amino acids. The record is from RefSeq and is a predicted model, not a curated record. Gene Ontology annotation, biological process: manganese ion transmembrane transport; Golgi calcium ion homeostasis; calcium ion transmembrane transport. Gene Ontology annotation, molecular function: calcium ion transmembrane transporter activity; manganese ion transmembrane transporter activity. Gene Ontology annotation, cellular component: Golgi apparatus. NCBI's taxonomy places the organism in Eukaryota, Metazoa, Chordata, Actinopteri, Cypriniformes, Cyprinidae.
CUCUCCGGGAAGAUGGCUUCGGUGGGCUAGUUGGAUCGUAACGAAGAAACGUUAAUGUAUAAAUUAACGAUUUAAUUAGCUUGAUUUGCGAAGUAUUACCACAGCAUAAGUCAUAUUAGGCAGCCCUUAAAAUGCUUCCCCGGGCCGGAGAGCGGCAUGGCGGCGGCCGGUUUAUAUGCUUUAUUAUUGUACUGAACGCCGUGUUGUUUUCAGCCGGAGUUACAGCAACUCAAGAUGAGAAUAAAGUCAUUCAGGAGCAGCCCGCGGAGCUGCAGAAGGCCACCGUCGGUCUCGCACCCGGCCCGGCAGUGAGAGCCGAUGAACUCAAUAAAGGAAACCUGGGCUUUAUUCAUGCCUUUGUGGCAGCCCUCUCAGUCAUCAUUGUCUCUGAACUGGGAGACAAGACGUUCUUCAUCGCAGCCAUCAUGGCUAUGCGCUACAAUCGCCUCACUGUUUUGGUGGGCGCCAUGUUGGCUCUGGGACUCAUGACGUGUCUGUCAGUCCUGUUUGGUUAUGCCACCACCAUUAUCCCACGGAUCUAUACCUACUACAUAUCGACAGCGCUGUUUGCCAUAUUUGGUUUGAGGAUGCUGAGGGAGGGACUGAGGAUGAGUCCAAAUGAAGGGCAAGAGGAGCUGGAGGAGGUCCAGGCUGAGAUAAAGAAAAAGGACGAGGAGCUUCAGCGUUAUAAGCUAGCCAACGGCUCACCCGACGUGGAAGCAGGGACGGCGACCAUGUUACCUCAGAGGAAGUGGCACAGCCUGAUCUCACCUAUAUUCAUUCAGGCACUCACCCUCACCUUCCUCGCAGAGUGGGGUGACCGCUCUCAGCUUGCCACUAUUGUGCUGGCUGCAAGAGAGGAUCCAUUUGGAGUAGCAGUUGGAGGAACAUUGGGACACUGUCUGUGCACAGGCCUGGCUGUUAUCGGCGGGAGGAUGGUGGCUCAGAAGAUCUCUGUUAGAACCGUUACAAUCAUUGGUGGAAUUGUUUUCCUUGCCUUUGCAUUCUCCGCCCUCUUUAUCAAGCCCGAUUCUGGAUUCUGAUGGAAGAAUUGGACUCUUGCUUUCAUUUUGUAUAUAUACAACCCAGACCAAGUCGAAGAGUGAGAGACUGCACAAAGACUGCAGAUGGCUUGUUUAUAUGUUGGAGUAAAUCUCUUUUGUGUAAGUGAAGUAUGACUGAAUGAAAGAAAAAUCAUUUACUGCUCAUGACUUAAUGAGCAUUUUAGUUUUUUUUGCUUAAACCCCUCCCUGUUUUUGUCUUUCUUUACUUUCAACCAGACACUGUUCUAUUUUUAGAUGAUCAUCAUAUUUCUCCUGACUGUAUGCCGCCUAACAAUUUACUUUCCUGUAAGUUCCUGGCAUAUUGUAACAUUUUAAAUGACAAAUCAUGAAUCUUGUUUCCUUAUUGUUUUACCAGUUUGAGCAGUGUACUAUGGGUAAAUACUGGCCUGGUUCCAUUCUACUUUAUUCAAGUUCAAGCUUACUUGACUAUAACAACUUUAAAACUAAAACCAGAUGAAGCACUGUCACUCUUCUCUAUGACUGUCUACCCACUGCACAGCAGUGAAUCUACUCACGUCUCAGGAGUAUUUAGUGGGUAAGAGCCUUAGCAAUAUAAUGGUCAGUACUGAAUUGAAUGCUGAAUUAUUGGAACUGCCUGGUGUCUAAACUGCCUGUUCAUGGUUUGUCCUUUAUUCAUACCAUAUUACCAAAGGCUUGAAAUGUAGUAUGAAAUAAUGUCAGAUCUGAUUGCAUCAUCACAUGUGGCCUUUAAACACAGUCACUGUAUUUACUGGUCAUGAUUG